AGCCGCCGCGGCUGCAGCCUCCGAAGGGAGGCCGGGGGAGCCGGCGUGCGCACUUUCCCGCAGACUUUCGGAGUGUUUGUGGAUUUACAUGCCAAGCCAUCAAGAUGAUGUCUAUGAACAGCAAGCAGCCUCACUUUGCCAUGCAUCCCACCCUCCCUGAGCACAAGUACCCGUCGCUGCACUCCAGCUCUGAGGCCAUCCGGCGGGCCUGCCUGCCCACGCCGCCGCUGCAGAGCAACCUCUUCGCCAGCCUAGACGAAACGCUGCUGGCGCGGGCAGAGGCGCUGGCGGCUGUGGACAUCGCCGUGUCCCAGGGCAAGAGCCACCCGUUCAAGCCAGACGCCACGUACCACACGAUGAACAGCGUGCCAUGCACGUCCACGUCCACCGUGCCGCUGGCGCACCACCACCACCACCACCAUCACCACCAGGCGCUCGAGCCUGGCGACCUGCUGGACCACAUUUCGUCGCCCUCGCUCGCGCUCAUGGCCGGCGCGGGCGGCGCGGGCGCGGCGGGCGGCGGCGGCGGCGCCCACGACGGCCCGGGGGGCGGCGGCGGCCCGGGGGGCGGCGGCGGCCCGGGCGGCGGCGGCCCCGGGGGCGGCGGCGGCGGCGGCGGCCCGGGGGGCGGCGGCGGCGGCCCGGGCGGCGGGCUGCUAGGUGGAUCGGCACACCCGCAUCCGCACAUGCACGGCCUGGGCCACCUGUCGCACCCGGCGGCGGCCGCCGCCAUGAACAUGCCGUCGGGUCUGCCGCACCCCGGGCUGGUGGCGGCGGCGGCGCACCACGGCGCGGCGGCUGCGGCGGCGGCGGCGGCGGCGGGGCAGGUGGCGGCGGCCUCAGCGGCUGCGGCCGUGGUGGGCGCGGCGGGCCUGGCGUCCAUCUGCGACUCGGACACGGACCCGCGCGAGCUCGAGGCGUUCGCCGAGCGUUUCAAGCAGAGGCGCAUCAAGCUGGGCGUGACGCAGGCCGACGUGGGCUCGGCGCUGGCCAACCUCAAGAUCCCGGGCGUGGGCUCGCUCAGCCAGAGCACCAUCUGCAGGUUCGAGUCGCUCACGCUCUCGCACAACAACAUGAUCGCGCUCAAGCCCAUCCUGCAGGCGUGGCUCGAGGAGGCCGAGGGUGCGCAGCGCGAGAAAAUGAACAAGCCCGAGCUCUUCAACGGCGGCGAGAAGAAGCGCAAGCGGACUUCCAUCGCAGCGCCGGAGAAGCGCUCCCUCGAGGCCUACUUCGCCGUACAACCCCGGCCCUCCUCCGAGAAGAUCGCCGCCAUCGCCGAGAAACUGGACCUCAAAAAGAACGUGGUGCGGGUGUGGUUUUGCAACCAGAGACAGAAGCAGAAGCGGAUGAAAUUCUCCGCCACUUACUGAUGGGGAGUGGGAGGUGCAGGGCGGGGCAGAGCGGGGAGCUGAAGGGGGCUUUUCGGGGCCUUUCCCCGAGCCUGUUUUCCUCUAGAUUUGGAGUGUCCGUUAUCUUGCUUGCAUUUGGGGAGUCCCUCCUAGCGCACUCUUCUCUACCCCCCUCUCUGCUCUCUCUGCCCUUUCCCCUCUCCAGAAAAGAGGACUGCGGUGCUGGGUGUGGACGCGGGAGAGCCAGGCAGGAGAGAAAGAGGGAAUAUUUGGGUGAGCGGGAGUCAAGGGAAAGGAAAGCAGAGAUUGGAGGAGGGGUUUUGAGGAGCAGAUUGGUUCUGGGGGUUAGGGUGGGGGGAGACUCGGGAAGUCUAGGGAAAUGGACUGUUUUUGACCAGAGACACUUGUCAAAAUCUCCUGGGGACCAAGGGACUAUGUACAAAAACAAACCUACCAACCACCAAAAACCAGACAAAUAAAGACAAACUAAAACAAAACAACAAAAAGAAAAAAAAAUGUUUUAGAAACUUAACUCUGGGGAACCAGGUUCUGCAGCUUCAUUACUCCCUAAGGAAGAGAGAAAAAGAGCACCACUAUUAUUACCACCCACCCCAACCCUACAUACAUAAAUUGAGUUAAAAUAGAAAACCAAGCAAACCCGAAGGUGAAAUUCUGGGUAGCAAAGCUAGUUGUUCUGUGUUUACUGCCCCCCUCCAAGUCUCAUUUCCACCCCAUCCGUGUCCUGUUUGAUUUAUUUUAUCCAUUCCAAUGAGACUCCUAUAGCUGCACUCCAUUGCCAGAAAGUGGGGGGGGGAGGGGAGGUGGGCACAGCAAAGAGAGGGAGGCUAUUCAGGAAUCCCACAUUUUCGGGUGACCUGGCCUAUACUCCUGUGGUCUGGUCAUGUCUGGUGGGGAUGUUUAGGGAGAGAGGGAGGCACAAUCUGAGCUGACUAAAAGGCAGAAUUUAGG
Molecule: messenger RNA, 2318 nt
Organism: Neogale vison (American mink)
Lineage: Eukaryota; Metazoa; Chordata; Mammalia; Carnivora; Mustelidae
Gene: POU4F1
Product: POU class 4 homeobox 1
Exons: 2
Coding region: 105-1370 (421 amino acids)
Biological process (GO): regulation of transcription by RNA polymerase II
Molecular function (GO): RNA polymerase II cis-regulatory region sequence-specific DNA binding; DNA-binding transcription factor activity, RNA polymerase II-specific
Source: RefSeq, a predicted model, not a curated record